AUGAGGCCCGCUCAGCUGAUCCGUCCUGCCGCCACAGUUGCGCUCCUCUUCUUCGUCUCAGCACUGUCCGUGUCCUCUGGCUGCAACAAAGCUCUGUGUGCCAGCAACGUCAGCAAGUGCCUCAUCCAGGAGCUGUGCCAGUGUCGCCCCACUGAUGGCAACUGCUCGUGCUGCAAGGAGUGCAUGCUGUGCUUGGGUAACCUGUGGGAGGAGUGCUGCGAUUGCGUAGGUAUGUGCAACCCCAAGAACUACAGCGACUCGCCGGCCACUUCUAAGAGCACGGUGGAGGAACUGCACCGGCCCAUCCCAUCGCUCUUCCGUGCCCUCACAGAGGGUGACGCACCUGUCAACAUGAUGGUGGUCUCCUUUCCUGUGUCUGAGGAGCUUUCCCACCACGAGAACCUGGUCUCCUUCCUGGAGUCGCUGGACGGCCCGCACCAGAAUGUGUCAGUGCCCGCCAACAGCAUUCACGCCACCUACGACGCGCAAGAGAACAUGUGCACGGUGGUGUACUUCGACGACUGCGUGUCCAUCCGCCAGUGCAAACUAUACUGCGAAUCGAUGGGUGGCUCCAAAUACCGCUGGUUUCACAACGCUUGCUGCCAAUGCAUUGGGCCCGAGUGCGUUGACUAUGGCAGCAAAGCCGUCAAGUGCAUCAACUGUCUCUUCUAG
This is a messenger RNA of Nerophis lumbriciformis (worm pipefish), 672 nucleotides long. The record is from RefSeq and is a predicted model, not a curated record. Lineage: Eukaryota; Metazoa; Chordata; Actinopteri; Syngnathiformes; Syngnathidae.